AUGGCUAAAGUCACCUACGAUCAAUCUUUCCUUUUGGGUGAUCCAAAUGUAAGCCAAGAACAAUACCUGCGGGUUAAUCAAAGCAAAAUUGAUGCGGAAAACAACAAGUUUAAUGAUAUUGUCCAAGGCAAUUUCCAGGAUCACUAUCGAAAUCUCACAUACAAGCAUAUCAUGGGUCUGACUUGGGCUACGCACUUCUGCUCUCGUGCGGUGUUCGUAAUCAAGAUGGAUGAUGACAUUACAGUGAAUUUUUUUCACGUACGACAACUUUUGCAAACCAGGUACACUAACAUCAAAAAUGUUCUACUAGGACUAGUUGUAAUUAAGGCGAAGCCUUUUAGAUUAAACAACAAAUGGCAGGUAACGCAAGAGGAAUAUGUCGGUGAUGAAUACCCUACAUAUUUAAGCGGAUGGUUCUACAUUGCACCAAUGGAAACUGCGAGGAAACUGGUAGGAAACGCUCACAGAUUUCGAUAUUUUUGGAUUGAUGACGUCUUCGUAACUGGGAUAAUAGCGCAAGACCUGCAAAUAGAACGGCGAAACAUUGACACCAAGAUUGAAACAUGGUCUUCAUGGGAAAAGCCCCCACGAGAUAAUUAG
This is a messenger RNA of Hyalella azteca, 600 nucleotides long. Its product is annotated as beta-1,3-galactosyltransferase 5-like. Gene Ontology annotation, cellular component: membrane. NCBI's taxonomy places the organism in Eukaryota, Metazoa, Arthropoda, Malacostraca, Amphipoda, Hyalellidae. Bases 1 to 600 code for a protein of 199 amino acids. The transcript has 2 exons. The record is from RefSeq and is a predicted model, not a curated record. Gene Ontology annotation, molecular function: hexosyltransferase activity.